AUGCGCUUCUUCACAUUUCUCCCGGCGCUUGCUCCACUGUGCGGGCUUGCUGCUUCCGCGGCGGUAUCUGCGGCAGGUAGCGGUGUCCAGAAGUUGUUCGAGCGCAGCCAGCUUGCUCUCCAGGCCCCAAAGCUUCACCGCGCGCCCGAAGGCCAUAUCCAGCGGAAGCGUGACGCUGAGCAGAUGUUCACCUUUGGUGGAUACGCAUCGAAUCUGACGGGCGACGGCAACUAUCUGAAGUUGGAGGAACCCAUCGAGGCCAACGGCCAUCCGCACCCGUGGUGCCAGGGCUUUGAGGGAUCCAACGGGUACACCGAGGGACAGGAGCCCACCAUCCAUUACGUGCACAUGGACAAGGCAAAGAAUGAGUCCGAUCCUCCUGGCAUUCCUCAGUACAUCUGCUGGUUCUACAAUGACUUUGACUGUGACCCAACUAAGGGGGCCGUAGGGUCAUUCAAAUUUACGCACACACACUUGACCGACUUGGAUAAGAAGGAUAAGAACGGUGAUGAUUCUAAUACGAAUCGUGACUUCCCGCUCAUGUCAGGCGGAGCUAAUCGCUUUGAGUGGAUCAAGGCAUACGGCUGCAUGUUCUACGUUGACAACCCCUCCGCCAAUGAAGACUCCGGCAAUGAUGUUGGCCAAGCUGGAAUUGCGCAAGACGGUACUACUGGGACUGAGCUUUCUGCUGCAGAGCUGGAAGCUGGUCAAAUGAUAAGGGCAUUGGCAAAGUGA
Molecule: messenger RNA, 735 nt
Organism: Paraphaeosphaeria sporulosa
Lineage: Eukaryota; Fungi; Ascomycota; Dothideomycetes; Pleosporales; Didymosphaeriaceae
Exons: 3
Coding region: 1-735 (244 amino acids)
Source: RefSeq, a predicted model, not a curated record